GCCCAGGCACCAGCCCACCAAGCUUGGGUGGAAUGCGGGAUGAACAGGAUAGGAUAACUGGGGUGCUGGUGAAUGGGAGGUUGCUCUAGGUCAUCUGAGGCUGAUCAGAGUUUUGGCUGUAGAUGGAAUUUAUUAGGUGACAGGGGAAUUGAUUAGAGGGCUUCCUCAGGGAUAGGGCAGGGGAAGAGCAGUCGGGGGAAUUGAGCAGGGCAUGGAAGGAAGGAGGAGGUGGAGUUUCUGAAGAGUCAAUGAGAAGUGAAAGAGUUAAAAAAUAAACAACUCUGGCACUUCCCAGCCUAUAUAAUAGACACUCCUUUAUGAAAAGAAUUACUGGUAACUGCUGCCCAGAAACAGUAUCAGAGCAAAGCUUUUGAUCUACAGGUGUGUGGGUUAUGUCAAAAUCAAGAUGAAUUUUAAAGUUCACAUCACUGUGCUCUUUUUUUGCUUCUCUGCUUUUGCCAAGGAAGGCACAGGAAGAUAUAAAGGACUAAAUAGAACUGGACAAUUACCAAGCUACCCGGUUUGUGUUCAUUACAUCCUCAAACCAAUGUGUAUUUUGUAUUAUCGCCCUGUCUGUGGCAGUGACGGGACAACCUACCGGAACAAGUGCGAGCUCUGCAGUUACUGCAGAGAACAUGACAAGAAUAUAAAGAUUGUAAAGGAAGGAGCAUGUUAAAGAUUGAGGAUAUCACCAUCUGUCUUGUCUUGCACGCCCUGGAAUCCCUAAGGCUUAUUAAUAUGUAAUCCUGCAGUGGUGCCAAGGGGCUGACUAGAUUUCCUCUUGAGGUUCCUACAUUCUCAUGGCUAUGUUAAUAUUGUACUAAUGCUAUAAUUUUAGUUUGUUUAAAAAAUAAAACGGUUGUUUAAAUCGUUAA
Messenger RNA from Chrysemys picta bellii (western painted turtle), 875 nucleotides. The record is from RefSeq and is a predicted model, not a curated record. NCBI's taxonomy places the organism in Eukaryota, Metazoa, Chordata, Testudines, Emydidae.